UUUAACUUUUAAGUCACCGAGACCAUAUUAUGUGGAUAUAAUUUGCUAAUUAAUUGACAAUUUUCAGUGAUUCUUUUGAAAGUUGUUUAUUAAAUUGACUUUUACAAAUUGCUUUUGAAAUUGAUUACUGAAAAUAUACCCUUAAUAUCAAAGUGAUCCCUAAAAGUACUUCACUUGAACAAAGAAUUUUCAUUCUAAUUAAGGCACUGCAAAAAGAAACUAACAUGGGGUAUGCUACUACAGAUGAAACUGAAAACAAGUCUGAUAGGCUACAAGAGCUCAAAGCAUUUGAUGAAACAAAAGCUGGUGUUAAAGGCCUUGUUGAUCAAGGUAUUCUCAAAAUCCCUACCUUAUUUCAUCAUCCACCUGAUAAAUAUGGAAAGGCCACAAAUUCAACCAACACACAACACAUUAUUCCUGUUAUAGACUUUGCAAAUAUUGACAAGGAUCCAAAUACAAGGCAAGAAAUUAUAACCAAAAUAAAGGAAGCAUCUGAGACAUGGGGUUUCUUUCAAGUGAUUAAUCAUGGUAUUCCUUUGAAUGUUCUUGAAGAUAUGAAAGAUGGAGUGAAGAGAUUCUUUGAACAAGAUACUGAAGUGAAGAAAGAGAUGUAUACUAGAGAUCGAACAAGGCCAUUGGUUUAUAAUAGCAAUUUUGAUUUGUAUAGAUCACCAGCACUUAAUUGGAGGGAUACUUUUAUAUGUGACUUUGCUGUUAAUGCCUCCAAACUAGAAGAUUUGCCAGUAGUAUGCAGGGAUAUACUUAUGGAAUAUGGAACAUGUCUAAUGAAACUUGGAAGAGUACUCUUUGAAUUACUAUCAGAAGCUCUUGGAUUGCAUCCAAACCAUUUGAAGGACUUGGAUUGUUGUGAGGGGAAUAUGAUAAUUGGUCAUUACUAUCCUGCUUGUCCUGAACCAGAUUUAACAAUGGGAACCACCAAACAUUCUGAUGUUAGUUUUCUCACAGUGCUUCUCCAAGACCGUAUUAUUGGUGGCCUUCAAGUUCUUCACCAAGACAAGUGGAUCGAUGUACCACCGGUACCCGGGGCUCUUGUUGUUAAUAUCGGUGAUCUUCUGCAGCUGAUAACAAAUGACAAAUUCAAGAGUGUUGAACAUAGAGUACUGGCAAAUGGCAUUGGUCCAAGAAUAUCUGUUGCAUGCUUUUUCAAGGCAGGUCUUAGAGCACAUAAAAAGCUUUAUGGACCUAUAACAGAAUUAUUAUCAGAAAACAACCCUCCCAGAUACAAAGAAACCACUGUUGCUGAUUUUAUAGCCUACGUGUAUGCAAAAGGGCUUGAUGGCACUUCUGUUCUUCAAGACUUCAAGCUUUGAGUUGGAUAAUGUGGAUUGAGCUGGUUUAUUUAGUAGUUGGGAAAUAAUAACAAUUUUCAAUAUGAUUGUAGAUCUUAAUUAUCUUGGACUUGAAAUUUUUGCUAUGCUUAUGUCUUGCAAAUAAUACAUUGCCAAGGAGAUGCCUAUUUCUAACGUUUGCUUGGUUUUGGUUUCAAAACAACGUCAUGUGUGGUGAAACUAUACUGUCAUGUGAAGCUACAGCGGCAUAUUUCGAUUGCCUCGUUUAAGUUUAUCAAUUGGUAUAAGCACUUGUUAGUCUGUUUUUGAGAACUUAUAGAAGACAUGUUCAUAAUUUGUUUUCAGCUUAUUUCUACACGGUUUUCUUGUUAACUUA
Molecule: messenger RNA, 1686 nt
Organism: Medicago truncatula (barrel medic)
Lineage: Eukaryota; Viridiplantae; Streptophyta; Magnoliopsida; Fabales; Fabaceae
Product: 1-aminocyclopropane-1-carboxylate oxidase homolog 1
Exons: 4
Coding region: 225-1331 (368 amino acids)
Source: RefSeq, a predicted model, not a curated record